GUUCGGCCGCGCGCAGGCGCUGCCGGGUGGUGCUGCCGCGGGCCCGGCGCCGGCUGGAGCGGAGGGUCCUGCUCCGGUGCCCCCGGCCCGGCCAUGGGGGACGUGAAGAACUACCUGUACGCCUGGUGCGGCAGGAGGAGGGUGAUGCCGGUCUACGAGAUUCGCGCCGCUGGCGGCCGUGGCCGGCAGACCUUCCUCUGCGAGGUCCGAGUGGAAGGCUUCAACUAUGUCGGCAUGGGCAACUCUACCAACAAGAAGGAUGCGCAGAGCAACGCUGCCCGAGACUUCAUCAACUACUUAGUGCGGGUGAAUGAAAUGAAGAAGGAUGAAAUUCCUGCUUUUGGACCAGCAGCAGGUGAUAUCCCCACUGGAGGACAGGAAGCAGCUAGAGAUGUCACUGGUUCCAGUUCAGCUUCGGGGGGACCCCUUCCUCCACAUUUGCUUUUAAAAAGUGAAGUAGGCAACAGACCAGGUGCAGCACCUGGAAACUGUGGCAGUCAUGGAGCUCAGUGGGAUCGGGGUGCAAACUUGCAAGAUUAUUAUUCAAGGAAAGAGGAGCAAGAAGUGCAGGAGACCUCAGAGUCAGAAGUGGACUUAAAUGCCGAUCUUCAUGGGGGUUGGACCUUGGAAAAUGCCAAGGCACGUCUGAACCAGUUUUUCCAAAAGGAGAAGAUCCAGGAAGAAUAUAAAUACAUUGAAAUGGGGCCUGAUCACAACAGGAGCUUUAAUGCAGAAAUGAACAUUUAUGUGAAGCAGCUGGGCAGAAGGAUUUUCAGUCGCGAGCACGGAUCAAACAAAAAGCUGGCAGCACAGUCCUGUGCCCUUUCCCUGGUCAGACAGCUCUACCACCUUGGUAUCAUUGAGCCUUACUCUGGGCAGACGAAGAAGAAAGGAGAAUUGUUGGAACCCUAUGAGGUGUUGUUGUCUUCUGACUUAGAAAAUCAUCUGCAAAAGACUAUACAGGAACUGUCCCUGGAGAUUGUGCCUUUGCCUGAAGAUCCCAGUGAUCCAGUUCUGAUCAAUGUUGGAAAGUUGGCCCAUUUUGAACCAUCGCAGAGACAAAGUCAUAUGGGAGUUGUUCCCUGGUCACCACCUCAUUCCAACUGGAACCCUUGGACUGGCUGCAAUAUUGAUGAAGGUCCUCUGGCAAAUCUCACUCCGGAGCAAAUAAGCAUGGAUCUGAAAAGUGAUUUCAUGUACCGUCUGGAGCGGGAUCAGGAAUUACAGAGGAUCCAAGAAGAGAGAGAGGCCUUACCUCUGAAGAAUUUUGAAAGUGAAAUUCUGGAUGCCAUCCAUCACAAUUCUGUUGUUGUCAUCCGUGGCGCCACUGGUUGUGGCAAAACCACCCAAGUGCCUCAGUACAUACUGGAUGAAUACAUCAGAACCAACCGAGCUGCUGAGUGCAACAUAGUGGUGACACAGCCCCGGCGGAUCAGCGCAGUUUCCGUAGCAGAGCGUGUAUCCUAUGAGAGGGGGGAAGAGCCGGGGCAGAGCUGUGGGUACAGCGUGCGGUUCGAAUCUGUGCUCCCUCGGCCACACGCCAGCAUCAUGUUCUGCACUGUAGGUGUUCUUCUGAGAAAGGUGGAGACUGGGAUCCGUGGCAUUAGUCACGUUAUUGUUGAUGAGAUCCAUGAGAGAGACAUUAAUACUGAUUUCCUUUUGGUGGUGCUGAGGGAUGUCAUUCAGGCGUAUCCUGAAAUCAGGGUUGUCCUCAUGUCUGCCACCAUCGAUACCAGUAUGUUUUGUGAAUACUUCUUCAACUGUCCCAUCAUCGAGGUCUACGGGAGAACCUUUCCCGUCCAAGAUUAUUUUCUGGAAGACUGUAUUCAAAUGACUCAAUUUGUCCCUCCACCAAAGGAAAAGAAGAAGAAAGAGAAGGAUGAAGAAAGUGGUGAAGAUGACGAUGCCAACUGCAACCUUAUUUGCAGUGAUGAAUAUGGCCCAGAAACAAAGCACUCCAUGGCUCAGCUGAAUGAGAGAGAAACUUCUUUUGAACUCAUUGAGGCCCUGCUGAUUUAUAUCAGGACUCUGAAUGUCCCAGGAGCUGUCCUUGUUUUCUUGCCUGGCUGGAACUUAAUCUAUACAAUGCAGAAGCAUCUAGAAAUGAACACACGCCUUGGAGGCCACCAGUACAGGAUUUUACCUCUGCAUUCCCAGAUUCCUCUGGAGGAGCAGCGUCGAGUGUUUGAUCCUGUGCCUCCUGGAGUGACCAAAGUUAUUUUAUCUACCAGUAUUGCUGAAACCAGCAUUACCAUCAAUGAUGUGGUCUUUGUUAUCGACUCUUGCAAGCAAAAAGUGAAGCUGUUCACUGCUCACAACAACAUGACAAACUAUGCCACGGUCUGGGCAUCAAAAACCAAUUUGGAGCAGCGGAAAGGCAGAGCUGGACGCGUGCGAGCUGGGUUCUGUUUCCAUUUGUGCAGCAGAGCUCGCUUUGAGAGGCUUCAGACUCACAUGACGCCUGAAAUGUUUCGAACACCACUUCAUGAAAUUGCUUUGAGCAUCAAACUGCUCCGGCUGGGAGGGAUUGGGCAGUUUUUGGCCAAAGCCAUUGAGCCGCCCCCUCUGGAUGCUGUGAUUGAAGCGGAACGCAUGCUGAGAGAGCUUGAUGCCCUGGAUACCAAUGACGAGUUGACACCUCUUGGAAGAAUCCUGGCCAAACUUCCCAUUGAACCUCGUCUGGGCAAGAUGGUGAUCAUGGGCUGUAUUUUUUAUGUGGGAGAUGCUGUUUGUACCAUCUCUGCAGCUACCUGUUUCCCUGAACCUUUCAUCAAUGAAGGCAAACGCCUGGGUUAUGUCCAUAGGAAUUUUGCUGGGACCAGGUAUUCAGAUCAUGUAGCUUUGCUCUCUGUCUUCCAAGCCUGGGAUGAUGCAAGAAUGGGUGGUGAAGAAGCAGAGAAAAGAUUUUGUGAACACAAAAGACUCAGCAUGGCCACUCUUAGAAUGACUUGGGAAGCAAAAGUCCAGCUGAAAGACAUACUUAUUAGUUCUGGCUUUCCUGAAGAAUGUUUGAUGACUCAACCGUUUAAUAACACUGGCCCUGAUAACAACCUGGAUGUUGUAAUCUCCCUGCUGGCUUUUGGGGUCUACCCCAACAUCUGCUACCACAAGGAGAAGAGGAAAAUUCUUACCACUGAGGGGCACAAUGCUCUCAUCCACAAGUCAUCUGUCAACUGCCCUUUCAGCAGCCAGGACAUCAAGUAUCCAUCGCCCUUCUUUGUUUUUGGAGAGAAGAUUCGAACACGAGCCAUCUCUGCCAAAACCAUGACCUUGGUGAGCCCACUGCAGCUGCUUCUCUUUGCUUCCAAAAAAGUCCUGUCAGAUGGGGAGCUCAUUCUGGUGGAUGACUGGAUCAAGCUGAAGAUGCCGCACGCAGCAGCCGCCUGCAUCACUGCUCUGCGUGCUGCCAUGGAAGCCCUUGUGGUGGAAGUGACCAAAGAUCCUGGGAUCAUCCGGCAGCUGGACCCCAUGCACGAGCGGAUGCUGAACGUGAUCCGGCAGCUGUCCCGGCCGGCGGCCGCAGGGAUGGCACUCAUGGCCGCCAGCACCAGGUUCGGGGAUGGCCCCCGCCCACCCAAGAUGGCUCGUUAUGACAACGGUGGUGGCCUCCGAGGCUGGGGAGGUUACACGCGCAGCUCUGGCCACAGGAGCAGAGGCUACGGUGGCUAUGGCUACUCCAGCUGGCAGUCGGCGGGAAAAGGAUACCCAGUUUGGGCCCAGGAACAACCUAUGGGAGAGUCAGCAGGGAUGGACAUUGGAAGAUGUGCUAUAGCAUUAGCCACCUUCCCUUUGCACAUCUGUAGUCUCUUCAUCCAGACAAAACCAGCUCUCCUUGGCUUGCCCCUCACACGUGGUGUUCUCAGUGAUGUUACUAGCACCAAACUGGAAGCAUGAAGCAGAAGUCCAGUGGUUUUAAAGAUAACUAUACUUAAUUUUAGUAUCAAACGCACAAAUCUGGAGUAUGAUCUAAUAUCUGUUAAAGCUUUCUAAUUUCCUCUGACUGUUAUGGGUCAGAAUUUAAACAGGAGGCAAGAGAUGGGUGCAAGGUGAGGAAGUAGAAUAGGAUACCCUGGAUUAUCAAGUAUAUGUACAAUAUUUAUGAUAUUAGGGGAAAAUGGUUCUACUAGCAUAUUUGAUGUUAUGUCCUAGCUAAAGAAAUUCCCUUUUUAGAGUACAGUUGAUCUUUCUCUGGUCUAUUUACAGAAUUGUUUCUAAUUUGUAAUUGUAAAGCUAUUAUUUACUAUUGCUGGGAAAAAAGAUUUUAAAAUGUUGCCAUUAAUACGCUACUGGUUGUUCUGGGAGGUCUCGCUGAUUCUGGUACUGAUGCAGUGAUGAAUUUUGUAGCUCCUCAAGACAUCUGCGCCUCUUGGGUACAGUUCAACACCACAGCCCUGUUCAUUCACAUAAAGAUCUAAUUUGAGUGCUCCUCGGGGUGUCCUGUGCAAGGCCAGGAAUUUGGCUUGGUGAUCCUUCCAGCUCAGGAUACCCUAUUAUACUAAUUUCAUGUUGCUUUUAAGAACUGGUAAAAAAGUUAAUAAGCUCUUAAGGGAACACCCAGGUGUUAAAAAAAGUGAAAGUGUGUCUGGGAGCUCAGCCGCAGGUUGUGGAGGGAGAAGGAUCCAUGGACUUUUUAGCAUCUACAAAUCACAACUGAUGGUUUUAUUUAUGUGCUUAGUGCUUUACAUAUUAAGGAGUGUCAAGCAUGAAAGUCCUGCUAAUAACAUUCAGUCUGGUUUUUAAUAUCUAAUCCAUCAUGGCCAGUUAAGUGGGGAAGCAAUAAUCCUUGCCUGCACUUGAUGAAUAGCACAGUCUAAACAAGGACUGACAUGCUAGUGAGGAGCUUAAACAGCUGGGAUACAGAAAACCAAAAAUUAACUUGAAAUGACAUGUACAUUCUCCCAGUAAAAACGAAGCCUGCAGUGAGUUUUCUGUGCCAGUGCAUGGAUCUGUGCUUUGCUUCAAAAAGCCAGAGUGCCAGAGCACUCAUGGCUCUUGUGCG
This is a messenger RNA of Corvus hawaiiensis (hawaiian crow), 4999 nucleotides long. It is a transcript of the gene DHX9, whose product is annotated as DExH-box helicase 9. The record is from RefSeq and is a predicted model, not a curated record. Gene Ontology annotation, cellular component: intracellular anatomical structure; nucleolus; ribonucleoprotein complex. The transcript has 28 exons. Gene Ontology annotation, biological process: regulation of mRNA processing; positive regulation of transcription by RNA polymerase II. The coding region runs from base 94 to 3894 and encodes 1266 amino acids. Gene Ontology annotation, molecular function: ATP binding; double-stranded RNA binding; 3'-5' DNA/RNA helicase activity. Lineage: Eukaryota; Metazoa; Chordata; Aves; Passeriformes; Corvidae.